CACCCAAAUAGGGGUGGCGUUCUGGCUCGAGCCUCGGAGAGAACCGUGACAGACCGGUUCAGGACACGUCGGGACGUCUCUGUAUUGAAGAAUAAUUAAGCAGCGGUGUCUGUCAGUGCUGUUCCUCAGUUCAGAGCUCACUGACUAGAGACAAACUGCAAUGAGGAGUGGAUGGAUGCUGCAAGACCGUUUACAUCUGUUCUGGAGGAGCCUGCAUUGAGAUUGUACUGACUGCAGUGAGGCAACCGUCGCUUGAGCCAGAAUUUGGAAAGAGUACAUUAGGUACGAGGCACCGGGAGACAGGCGGCAGAUAUGAUGAAGGAUAUGUCCGGUCCGGAGUUUGAGAUCGACGUGGAAAGUCUGGAGACCGAGAGCGACGACCAGGACCGUUCGGACUACAGCUCAUCUCUUCCCGGCGCAGGGUACGACGAGCCGGGGGCCAAGGGAGAUGACAAGCCGCCGGGGACCACCAGCCCCGGGAACUGCGAACCGAGGAAGCUGAGCCGGACGCCGAAGUGUGCCCGCUGCAGGAACCACGGUGUGGUGUCGUGUCUGAAGGGGCAUAAGCGGUUCUGCCGCUGGAGGGACUGCCAGUGUGCCAACUGUCUUCUGGUGGUGGAGAGACAGCGGGUCAUGGCGGCUCAAGUGGCACUACGGAGACAACAAGCUACAGAGGAUAAAAAGGGAAUUUCUGGGAAGCAGAUUCCAGCAGAGAGAAGAGCUCUUUACCAGAGACACAUCAGACCAUCAACCAUGCUGGCUAAGAGCAUUCUGGAAGGGUACCGUCCGGUGCAGGGUGACCCGUACAUGGGGGCCAGCCCCCCCCUCCCACCUCCCCUCAGCGACAGGAUGAGGAAGAGGAGAGCGUUUGCUGACAAAGAGCUGGAGAGUGUCAUGCUGGAGAGAGAGUACAAGGAGAGAGAGCUGCUAGAACCUUCCCAGGCUGCUACAGCCUCUCUGCUCUUCCCCAACAGUCUGGUCCGCCAUGCUGCGGAGUACAAGUCCUACAAGACGGCCUACUCAGCCUCCGCCCCGGAGGAGCCUCACCACAACAACAAGGACCUCUGUCACUUCCUGUCGCCCAGCUGUGUGGACCUCUCCCUGCAGUACUCCGCCGGCACCGGCAACAUGGAGCUCAUCUCCUCCAAUGUCUCCGUGGCGACCACCUACCGCCAGUAUCCUCUGACCUCUCCGCUGACCUCUUCGCGGGGGUUCAUGGUGUGGCCGCGUGGCCCCUCCCUUCUGUACCAGCAGUGCCUGCUCAAUGCCACGGCCGUCCAGAACAUGAAGCCAGGUGCGGCCUGGGAGCCCAGAAUGAUGGCCGCCGCCGCAGAGAGCCUGCCGUCCGACCUCGACGCCAUGGCAACCGCCACCCCCACCUCGGCCACCAAGCUGAAGGGUUUGAGAUUUGCGGCGGGCCUCCCCGAGGGUUCUGAACCCCAGCUGCAGGAUGGCCCCGCACAGUCCCCUCUCACCCAGGGGGGGCACUGCAAACGAUCAGCCUUCUCUCCGCCAAAGGGAGGCUUCGGACAGGCCUUCCCCCCUAGUACACCUCACCUCCAACCUCACUCCCAGCCUCACCCUUACCCCCCUAGCCACGAACAUGUCGUGAACAAGCUGAGCAAGGACAGUGCCAAACACACACUAUCCAUGAAGCUCAACUCCUUUCAUUCACUCAUCCAGCAGACACUGAGUGAGAAGGCUAGGGACGGGGCUGGAGAGCAAGAGAGGGCCGGGGCUGAGGUAGGAGCUGGGGCUGGGGAGAGAGCUGGGACCGGGGUCGAGCUCCGGGGCCCCUACUGUAAAGAACUGCUGGAGGAAGCAGCCAGAAAGUACCGUGAAGGACCUUCUAAGGACUUCUACAGUUUCAAAGAUUCUGAUAGAUACAGCAAGGAGUUGCUGACUACGUCAGCUGGGACCAAGGUGGUGUCCGGCGAGUCCCUGUCCUUCUCUGUCGAGGCCAUUCUGAAGAGACCGUCACCUGCUAUGAACAGGGCUUCACAGUAAUAACAGUCAUGUCUAUCUGAUGAACAGGGACCAAAAACCUACCUGGUAAUUUGUGAUACCUUGGCCCAUUUUUCUGCUUUGAGGUCUCCGUUAUUGGCUAAAUAAUUACUAUUUUGCACAAACCCUGAAUUUAGACUGGCCCACUCGUCUACAGAUGGACCAACCAUUUGCCGAACUACCCUGUGGACAAUCCGUUUCUCACAUGGGCGGGCACACACACACACACACACACACACACACACACACACACACACACACACACACACACACACACACACACACACACACACACACACACACACACACACACACACACACAAUUAGAUGCAUGUGUCUGACAGUGUGCUUGCUGUUGUAAUAACUCUCAGUACAGAAACACUUCAACCAGUAAUGGACGUGUUUAUAUGGAUGUUAUAUUUUAUACCAGCAUAAAUGUAAAUCUCUUUAUGGUGUAGAGUAUUUAAAUGUAUCACUUUAAAUGUUGCCAUGUAAUGUGUCAAUAAACUUUAUAAAGAGUCAA
Molecule: messenger RNA, 2527 nt
Organism: Salmo salar (Atlantic salmon)
Lineage: Eukaryota; Metazoa; Chordata; Actinopteri; Salmoniformes; Salmonidae
Product: doublesex- and mab-3-related transcription factor 2
Biological process (GO): sex differentiation; regulation of transcription by RNA polymerase II
Cellular component (GO): nucleus
Molecular function (GO): RNA polymerase II cis-regulatory region sequence-specific DNA binding; DNA-binding transcription factor activity, RNA polymerase II-specific
Source: RefSeq, a predicted model, not a curated record